Molecule: messenger RNA, 1516 nt
Organism: Cajanus cajan (pigeon pea)
Lineage: Eukaryota; Viridiplantae; Streptophyta; Magnoliopsida; Fabales; Fabaceae
Product: plasminogen activator inhibitor
Source: RefSeq, a predicted model, not a curated record
AAAUAUUUGAGAAAAAAUAAUUGGAGAGGACUGUUGAGAGAGUUGAGACAGCUGGAGACAGGCUGGAGGAAGCAUAUGAUUUGGAACAGAGGGCAGACAGGCAGGCAGCAGCCUAGAUCCAUCAUCUCCACUCUCAUCUGUACUUGGAGUGGAUAACUUCAGUCGGAGUGAUAAUGAAUGUUCAAUAAUUGUCUGGUAUUAGUCAGUUAAUUGUGCGUGGGACAUCAGAGGCAUGCUAUCAGAGAGAGAGCAUGCGUGGAAUCUGUAUUUCGGGUGAUGCCCCUGACGAGAUUUGUUGCCGAUGCAUUCAGUGUGGUCACAAUCUGUUUAGUAGCCAUAUUGCUUCUUCUCGGCCUCUUGUGCAUUGCAUACUCAUUUUAUUUUCGCUCUCGUAUUCAUCAUCGGGGUUUUGUUCAGCUCAGUUAUUUUAGUGGUCCUUGGAUUAUCAGAAUUGCAUUCAUCCUAUUUGCAAUCUGGUGGGGUCUUGGUGAGAUUAUUCGUCUAAGUUUUUUAAGACGCACCCUUCACUUGAAAUGGCAGGAAUCCAUCUGCAAAUGUUACAUUGUAUCAAAUCUGGGCUUUGCAGAACCCUGCCUCUUCCUCACACUUGUGUUUCUCCUCCGUGCCCCCUUACAAAAGUUGGAGACUGGAAUUAUGAACACAAAAUGGAACAGGAAGACAGCUGGUUACAUUUUGCUUUACUGCUUCCCAGUUUUUGUACUUCAACUUUUUGUUAUUUUGAUUGGACCUCAGUUAAACAAGAAUAAGGGUUACGGGAAAAAGUUGCCUCAUUAUUUUACAAGUAUAAGCUUUACAAAGGAGCAUGACAUUGCCCUCUGUACUUACCCUUUACUCAGCACUCUUCUCCUUGGCCUUUUUUCCAUUAUCCUCACCUCUUACCUUUUUUGCCUUGGGAGUCGGAUUCUGAAAUUAGUUAUUAAUAAGGGUUUGCAGAAGAGGGUUUACACAUUGAUACUCUCAGUUUCAGGUUUCCUUCCAUUAAGGGUUCUUUUCCUUGGCUUAUCCGUUUUAUCUGGACCUGAACAUUUUAUGUUUGAAGCCUUUGCUUUCUUGGCCUUUCUUGCCCUUGUGUGUUGUGCUGGGGUGUGCAUGUGCAUGCUUGUGUACCGUCCAGUUGCAGAUUGUUUAGAGCUGGGAAAUCCACAAGAGUUAGAAGCUUGGAGAUUCAAUGUUAAUUAUGAUGAUACCAUGUCUCUUAUUGCUGCUAAUUACCAAGAAGACAAUGCAUCAAAACAUGGAUUUCGGACAUUGGAAAGGGAUGGUACAUUUGUUGAACUAAGCCUCUUCUCUCCCAGUCUGACCUAUGCAAUCCCCAACCCAUCACCACCCACUACAAAUUGAAUAUCAAAUUUUGUGGGAAAGGAAACCCAGUGUAUUAUAGGCUAUUCAAUAAGCCUUUUGUUUUUGUUUUUGUCUUUUAAUUUUAAGCAUUUUUUACUUUGGAAUUCUUAGUAACUUUUUUUUUCUUUUAUGUACCAUGUCUACAAUUUUCUUU